GCAAGCCUACCAAUGAAGACCAUUCUCCUCCUGUGCUUCGUGGCGUUGGCUGUGGCCGACAAGGACGCCAGAAUCGUCAACUUCCAGUACGGGAUUGAGGAGGAUGGUGCCUACGCUGCCGAAUACGAAACUACCAACGGGAUCUCGUCCAACGAGGACGGCAUCUCGUACCCGGGCAACGAGCCGGAGACUGGCAACUACGUGAGGAGUGGCUCCUACUCGUACGAGUGGGAGGGCGUCACCUACACCGUCACCUGGACGGCCGACGAGAACGGCUUCCACCCGGAGGGUGACCACCUGCCCGACUUCAGCCACACCCGCGAGCACAUCGGAGGCGUUUCGGAUGUUGAGUAACAUGCAGUCAAUGACAUCAAAAUUGUACGAAAAGAUUAUGGAAAGGGUUGGACUCAUUGCAAAUGACCGGGCCUUUCCCAUUCAGCUGAGCCAUGUCCGCCGUAAUUUCCGUCCGUCCAGGUUGUUCUUGGUGAGUGUUGUCCGUUGUUACCCUGUUGUCAUAUCGUGAAAGAAUAAA
Messenger RNA from Pollicipes pollicipes, 532 nucleotides. RefSeq names its product cuticle protein CP14.6. Gene Ontology annotation, molecular function: structural constituent of chitin-based larval cuticle. Bases 13 to 354 code for a protein of 113 amino acids. NCBI's taxonomy places the organism in Eukaryota, Metazoa, Arthropoda, Thecostraca, Pollicipedomorpha, Pollicipedidae. The record is from RefSeq and is a predicted model, not a curated record. Gene Ontology annotation, cellular component: chitin-based extracellular matrix. The transcript is spliced from 3 exons.